AUGGCCGGGCCACGCUGUGCCAUUGAAACCCAUCACCUCAAGAUCGAUAUAGAUUUCGAUCGCAUUCUCACAAUCACCUUCCCGCACACAUCUUGGGCAAUGUCGUACAUGAAACACCUUCAAGACAGAGCCUACCAUGAAAACUCGCGAGCACGCCGGGAUGACGAUUAUACCGUCAGUAUGAAACUGCCAAAGAAUGUCGACCGUAUGCACAUUGGGCUCUCAACGAGCGCCGAGGAGGGUGGUGCUGUAUCCCUCGUCUUCGAAAACAAGCAGUGUGCUAGCGAUUGGCUAGACAACUCGCCACUGUGGGAGAAGUCACGCUCAAGCUCACCUAGCGCCGAGAUGUCGUCCGUGAUUAGGACGAGGUGGACACAUCAGGACUUUGAGAACCGCAUGGCUAUGAGCUCAUUGGGCCGGAAAAGGGAACCUGAAGCAAGAGUGACGGAUCUUGCGGGGAAUCCCUUCGUUGAACAUGAUGUGCUAGACCUGGAAAACCGAAGGGAUCAUUACCAACGCCGGUUGCCUAAGAAGCCGUUCUGGAAGCUGGGAUGA
This is a messenger RNA of Canariomyces notabilis, 555 nucleotides long. RefSeq lists its product as uncharacterized. Lineage: Eukaryota; Fungi; Ascomycota; Sordariomycetes; Sordariales; Chaetomiaceae. Bases 1 to 555 code for a protein of 184 amino acids. The transcript has a single exon. The record is from RefSeq and is a predicted model, not a curated record.